Molecule: messenger RNA, 1080 nt
Organism: Drosophila elegans
Lineage: Eukaryota; Metazoa; Arthropoda; Insecta; Diptera; Drosophilidae
Exons: 3
Coding region: 224-931 (235 amino acids)
Source: RefSeq, a predicted model, not a curated record
UGAAUCUGCAAAGAGAGAAUCGGAAGUUUGCUCAGUCAGCUGGUAUAUAGAAAAUAACUAAAAUUGAACGAACAAAAAUACUUGGCAACCGGCAAUAUUUAAUCAAUACUGGCGAAGGAAUUUUUACAGGCCAAGAGGUUAGACUUUGGCGGAAUAUACAGGAAAUUACAAAAAUAUACACAAUUUAAUAAGAGAUUUAUAAGAGAAGUUGUAACGCGUGAAGAUGAGUAAACUAGACGACUUGCUGGGCAAAAAGAAAACGGUGGUUCCCGUUUUGGACCUCAGUCGCAGCAAUAUUCAGACCGUGGAGGAGUUCAAACGGCUGCUGGAGAAGGUGCCCGACUACAAGAUGCGGCCGGUGAAGGUGCGCGCCGAAGAAAUAAAGAUCCGGGAGAAGGACUACGCCUUCAAGAUGCCCAAGAAGGAGAUGCGAAAGUUGUUGAGGGCAAAUGGCGAACGGGAAGCGAUGUACAUCUAUGCGGAUCCGGUGCCCAGUGAAAUGAAGGACGUGGUGCUGAUGGAACUCUGUGCCGUGCCCAUCGACUGGAAGAUGCUGACCACUUUGAGGCCGAAGAACAAGCAGGAAGAGGAGUACUUCAGCCGAAUGGUUGAGAUGGGAAAAUUGGAACUGAAAACCGAGGCCCGCGAUCGCCGAGAAUUUGCCCUGAACAAUUGUGUUAAGAAGAUCAAGAACAAAUCGGGCAUUGUGGAAACUCGACUGAUGACCUGCGAGUCCUGCGGCGAGGAAAUGUGUUGUGGCAAGUCUUGUGGUGACUUCAACUAUGAUCUGUACAUUCGUGUCGAGGCCCGGGUGGUUAAGCCCAAACCGGCCGUUUUGGCCUCCAACAAGGCCAAGUUAAAUGGUCGCAAAAAGUCAACGGUGGGCGGCACCAAGAUCAAGGUCAAAAAGUCGUCCAACAAAAGCAGUUAGGAAAACUGAAUGAAAAAAUAAUACUGUAUGAAUAACAAAUAUUCAAAAAAUUACCCUUACAAACAUAUAUAACUAGCUUUUAUAACCAUAAUUAUUUGCUAAUAUAUCUGUAACAUUUUUUUAUAAAUAACACUCAUAUACAACACAAA